AUGGCCAAAAAAUGGUUGUCAAGAGCUAGACAAAGUCACGAAUUGGUACCAAGCAGCGAAGAGCCCCAACAACAACAGAGCCUUCAACCUACUGAGAAUAAAACCUUGAGAGAAGGAACACAAAAAAGUGAUGCGAAUGGGGAUGAUGCUUUAUUGCACGAUUCGCACCCUCAAAAAGGCAAACGAAAACUUUCUGUAUUGGGGCAUGAACUUUUUGAUAGAGGACAGUGGAGUGGUCAAUUUGACUUUCUAAUGAGCAUGAUUGCAUAUGCUGUUGGAUUAGGCAAUGUUUGGCGAUUCCCCUAUUUAUGCUUUAAAAAUGGAGGAGGCUCUUUUCUUGUUGUUUAUGCCUUGUUUUUUGUAUUUGGUGCCGUGCCUAUUUUUAUUAUGGAAGUGACAGUCGGCCAAUACUUACAAAGGGGUGCUAUGGAAAUGUGGAAAAUGUGUCCUAUUUUUAAAGGUGUUGGAAUCGGCAAUGUUGUGAUUGCUUUUAUGUGUAUUGCCUAUUUUUGUGUUAUUGUCUCUUGGGCAACUUUUUAUAUGAUUAGUUCAUUUAACUCUACAUUUCCCUGGGAAACUUGCAACAAUUAUUGGAAUAACGGCCAGUGUGUUACAGGCAAAGAAUCCACUUCAGAAAUUAUGCGGAUUACUUCUAAUCUUUCCCGCUAUGGUUUAAGCAUCGAAAGUUCCGUUGAGCAGUAUUGGGAACGCCGUGUUCUCAAACAAACAGCAACAAUUUCUGACAUUGGAGGUAUUCAAUGGGAAUUGCUUGGAUUAAUGUUCCUUUCAUGGGUGAUAGUCUAUUUUGCUUUAUGGAAGGGGAUAACGCAAGCAAGGAAGUUUGUCUAUUUCUGUGCGAUAUUCCCCUAUUUUCUUAUUGUUGUGUUGCUUAUACGAGGACUGACUUUGCCUGGUGCUAUGACUGGCAUUUCUUUUUAUUUGACUCCGAAUCUCACAAAAUUGACUGAAACUACUGGUUAG
Messenger RNA from Meloidogyne enterolobii, 981 nucleotides. Lineage: Eukaryota; Metazoa; Nematoda; Chromadorea; Rhabditida; Meloidogynidae. The record is from the annotation of a GenBank genome assembly.